Messenger RNA from Schistosoma turkestanicum, 2082 nucleotides. NCBI's taxonomy places the organism in Eukaryota, Metazoa, Platyhelminthes, Trematoda, Strigeidida, Schistosomatidae. The record is from the annotation of a GenBank genome assembly.
AUGAUUAUCAUUAUUUUGAAUUUCCAGAUCAUUUCACACACACACACAGUAUCAAUCAUCAUUGAAGAAUUAUCACAAGAAAUUGAUAAUUUCAAAUUAACACUUAAUCAAAUUAAUACAUGUCUUCACGAAGAAAAUGAUCAAUCUAAAAAACAUAGUGAUUUAUUGAAUCUUAAAAAUGAUUUACAAGAAUUAAUUGAAUUGAAAGAGCAUGAAUUGUUAAAUUAUAGAAAAGCACAACUUUUAACUGAAGUUAAUUCACUACUACUGACUACUACUACUACUACUGAUAAUGAUAAUAAUAGUAAUGAUCAAGAACGCAUAGAUGUUGCGGUUGAAGAAACUCCAUGUAAAACUAAUCUAUCCACAAUUAAAAAUGAUCAACAAUCAUCCUCUUUCAUUGGAAAACGUUGUAGUGUACCUGGAUGGACUGCAGCUGGGAAAUUUAUUCGACAGAAUGCAUUGAUUCUUUCAAUUGUCGAUGAUGAUCAUGAUCGUGAUGAUGAUGGUAGUGGUGGUGGUGGAAUAGAUUCCGAUUGUCGUGUACGAGUAAUACUGGCUCAUCCUACACGUGUUAAUGAAAUACCUUGUGAACAGUUUUUUCAAACUGGUACAUGUCUACGAGGUAUACGUUGUAUUUAUUCUCAUGGGAAAAUUUUCAACAUUGAAGAUAUUGGUGAAUGGUAUGAACCAGAUACAGAAAAAUAUCUACAUGAAGGUCAACCAUGCUUAGCAAAUAAUCCUAAAAGUGAUCAAAAUUCUUGUCUAUGGCAUUAUGCUAGACUACUUCAAACUGAUUUUGAAUCAGGCACUUGUAUUAUUGAAUGGGGUCAUGUUAGUCGACGUCAAUCGGAUAAGAAUUCUGCGAAACGUCAAUCAUAUGAGAAUUUAGAGGAUCAGGUUGUUAGUCUGCCGUUGGAAUGUGUACAUAUAUUAGAAGGAGAGGAAGAUGUUAAUGAUGAUGAUGGAGUCGAGUCGGAUGUUUCACUUGACAGUUAUUCGUCGUCGUCAUCAUCAUCAUCAACUACUACUAGUAAUUUUGAAGAUUGCCAUACUACCGCUACUACUACUACUGCUACUUCGUCAUAUUGUCGUCGGUCUUCUAGUGAGCAGACGACUGAAACACCGUCAUGUUCGCAGUCUAACAAACAUUGUAAACAAAUUCAAUUUGUCCAUGGCAGUACCCUGUUACCGAAUCAACUAUCAAAUCCAAUUGUUGUCAAUGUAGAACAACAACCUAAUAUUACCAAUGAAGCGAAACAAAAUUCUAUCGGUGAUUGGGAAGCUCAUACACGAGGUAUAGGUUCACGUUUAUUAGCAAAUAUGGGUUAUCCAGGCUAUGGUGGAUUAGGUCGUUGUCAUCAAGGUCACCAAUUUCCUGUAUGUACUAAUCUUGAAAAAUAUCAAAUUCACAAUCAUAAAUGGAAUCAUCGACCAUCAUUAGACAAUGUUGUAUUAUUACGUCGUCGAAAAUGCCGAAAAGGUACUACUACUAGUCGUCGUUCUACUAUGAAAAAACCCAUGGAACAGUCGAAUAAGAAUAAGCUGUCAUCAUCACAACAACAACAAACAAGUCAUCAUUCUUCUCAUAGUGGAAAUAUUUUCCAGUUAAUCAAUAUGGCAUUAUUAUUACCGAAAUCCAAGAGUACUGAUGAUGAUGAUGAUGUUAAUCAAACCAGUCAUGGUCGUAGUAGUAGUAACAGUCGUACAAAACCUCAUGUCAUCAUCGCAUCAUCAUCAUCAUCACAUCAUAAUUCUCUUUUAAAUUGUAAUGAAACUAUGCUAAAACGUAAACUAUUUCAUACACAUGAACAAAUUAAUCGAUUAAAUAAUCAAUUAACAAUCAUACACAAUACUAUACAACGUAAUGCAGGACGAGAUCGUAUUGCAGUGAAACAAGCACAAAAACGUAUAGAUGCAUUACAGGCAGAAUUAAUACAAUUAAAAGAGAAUGAACGAACUAUUGUCAAUAUACAAAAUAAACAAUUGAAAGAGAAAAAAUUACGUAUUUUUUAAAAAAAAUUUAUAUAUUGUAUAUAUACAUAUAUGAAAAUGUAAAUAAAUUUAUUAAAUCAUCAAUUA